AUGUCUUCGUCGUCGUCCAACUCGUCAUUAAAGCCCGGCACUAUCGCGGCCAUCGUCGCAGGCACCGCCGCCACCGGCUUCCUCGCAUACGCCGUCUACUUUGAUCACAAGCGGCGGAACGACCCCGAGUUCCGCAAACAGCUCAAGCGCGAGUCGAAGCGGACACAGCGGGCGGCAAAGGAGGAGGCUGAGCACCAGGGCGCAGAGCAGAAGAAGGCCAUUCGCGAGGCGGUCGAGCGCGCCAAUGAAGAAGGCUUCCCCAAUGAUCCGGAGGAGGUCGAGGCCUAUUUCAUGCAGGAAGUAGCAAAGGGUGAGGGCAUGGUACAAAAAGGUACUAACCGUCUUUUCGCACAAGCAGGCGAAGACAAUGUCGAGGCAGCUCUAUGCUUCUACCGCGCUCUCAAAGUAUACCCCAACCCAAGGGAACUCAUCAACAUCUACGACAAAACCGUGCCCAAGCCCGUCCUCGACAUCCUCGCCGAAAUGAUCGCAGUAGACACGUCGAUUCCCGUAGGCGGCAGUAAAACGCCCUCAGAUUCAGACUCUGUAGGCGAUCUCGAAUAG
Messenger RNA from Plenodomus lingam JN3, 564 nucleotides. The record is from RefSeq and is a predicted model, not a curated record. NCBI's taxonomy places the organism in Eukaryota, Fungi, Ascomycota, Dothideomycetes, Pleosporales, Leptosphaeriaceae.